This is a messenger RNA of Amoebophrya sp. A25, 4511 nucleotides long. NCBI's taxonomy places the organism in Eukaryota, Dinophyceae, Syndiniales, Amoebophryaceae. The record is from the annotation of a GenBank genome assembly.
CGGCAAGGGUGGCAGAGCCUCUACGUCCGCGAGAAAGCGUCGAGGUGCAUCUACAGCCGGGGGCAGCAGCAUCGCAGGUAAAAGCCAAGUUAGCAGCAAGACCGUAGCAGCCGCAGGUGCUGCAGCUACGAAUGCCAGGGUCGUGCAUGGUGGAGGUACAACAGAAAUGCCACCAUUCCGGUUCAUUUUGUGGGGUAAGAACGACAAGGGCUCUUACUUCAAAAACUACGAAUGGAGGCAUUCAGAGUUCGUCACGAAGGUCGGAGUCUGGGGCAAAUUUCCGAAGCCAAAAGCUAUCAAUGGAGUGGCCUACGAUCUCGAUGAUCCAACUGGCGGCUCCAUUGUCAUGGCUGGCGACAAUGGAUACUUCUACACGGUGAAAGGAGCCACUGUGGUCGGUGCCUAUCGCAUCGCUGACUAUUUAGGUACUAGCACAUGUUGCUAAUGAUCACGCUAUCGCUAUCAUAGACUUUUGAUAUUUACUUUUUGUCUGCCUCGUUCUAGAACUCUCAGGCAUCAAGCCUGAGGAGACUAGAAGUAGACUGAUUGCAUUAAUUAUGACUGCCUUCAGGUUCAGUCGAGUACUACCGCAGCGAUAGUUUUCUCGUUGGUGGUCCCACUGGUCGGGUUUUUGUCAUUCGUUGCCCGCAGGGACUGAAGGCUGCCGUGCUCGAGGAUGUUCAGCUACCAAAAAUUAACGGAGACGGCAACGCACUGAGCCGUGCACGUAUUUGCCAAACUCGCAUAGGCGCCCGCAGUGCGCAUUCUAGUGACCCGGGCGAAGUCGUUGUCUACGGUUGCACGCAAAACCACGGACUUUUUCGCUACUUCCAUGCAAACGCGGAACGAAGUCGAGGUCGACACAUCGCCAUGCUUACCAUGGCCCAUUCAGUCGAAACUAGGAGCAUUGCAGUGCACCCCAGCAUGCCAGGAGUUUUCGUGACUGGUGGCACCGAUAAGGUGAUCCAAUUUUGGAGUGCAACGGAGCGCAAAGCUCUUGCCAGUAAACGUUUGCGCAUGGAUCGCGGUGUGAAUUCCAUCGCUUUUGACGGAUCGGGUGAGUUCAUGGCCGUAGGCAUGUCGGAUGGGAUGGUCGCAGUCUACAAAUUCCCCGACUCGCUGUUUCAAAGAAUUAUAUGCGACAGGAAAUGCGAGAAAGGAGGGAAAGAGUAUGGUACUGCAAAACAAAUCAGUGUCCUCGAGGCUACUUUGCAGCGUAUGUUCUAGAAGAUGAAUCUCUUUGCAUACGCUUAUUUCUUCUUGUUCUCUUCAACUUCAUUCAGUACGACUCUUCUUUUUUCUUCAACAGCGUACGUCUAAUGAUUCUGCUUAGUGCUUAAGUACUUCAUUAUCAAUCUCAGGUCGCAUGGUCGAUGUAAAGUUUUCUGCUCGCUUGAAGCCGCACGCGGAACAAGGUACCGCUCCCAGGAAAGAUGCUAUGGGUUCGAUGUAUCUCGCUUGCGCCUGCAGUGAUAACCAAGUCUACAUGCUUCGCGUAAGUGAGGUGCUUGCUGGGGAGGAUAUCAAGAGUGGCACCAAGAUACACAGUCCGCAUGUCGGCAUGCAUAAAGUGCUCACAGGGCACUCAGCGAUUCCUUACUGCCAGAUGUUCUCUGCGGACGCGCACUACUUGGUGACAAAUUUAAGGCGGUAUAAUUUCAGGUACUUGCAGGCUCUCAUAGUCAAUAAGCAGUGCGCAGACUGCUCCGACUAGGUAGAUCAUGACUCCAACAUGAGUUGUGAUGUCAAGAGAAAAAGUAAGAUUGGUAGGAGGGUCGGUGAGGUUGCUGAAUAAGUAAGGUUGGUAGGAUUAGGUUUCUGAGGUUGGUAGGCUCGUUAGGCUGAAAGACAACUCACAACCACUCUAAUAAAAGCGCGUGACGGACAAAUCCGUAUCUUCAAGUGUGCUGACGGCCGUAUGCAGAAAUCUCUGAUGGCUUUCCGCGACCUUCCGAUGCAGCUCCCCUGGACGAACCUUCUCGGAUGGUCAACACUUGGGAUUUGGGACAUUUAUGUCUUCAAGACUGCUCUAGUACAACAUACAAAAAGAUCCAGCUUUCGUAGCGUUUUUUACUGCUCAUGUAAGAUACAUAGCACGACUGUGUCUUCAAUACAUAGGCAUAGAAGCAGGUAGAUUUGCGGAUCCAUGGAGGUACCACACUAAAAUUCGGAGUACGAUUUGUCAAUGCUUGACACGUGCUGCAGCUACCACGAGGAGCAGCUCGCGUGCGGAGACGAGCAUGGUGCAGUCCGCUUGUUUCAGUUUCCAGCUUGCUAUUUGAAUCAACCUUACAAAGAGUACUUCGGACAUGCAAGUCCGUUGUGCUCAGUCCGAUUUUUCCAAGAUAUGCCUGUCCUCAUUUCCGCAGGAUUCACAGAUCGGAUGGUAGUCCAGUGGAGACUGGCUGAGCCCAUAGCAGAGGUUUACGGAUUCCAGAAAAUCAAGUACUGAACUUCUAGCACCUCUAAAUGCAAGUACUACUUACUACUUCUUCGUUGACGCCACAUCAAGAUCUAUGUGUGCCUUUUAGUUACAAUCUUCAUCUUCUCCAUGAUCCACAAAUCAGGUAUCCAUGGACCGUGUUCACUCACGGCUACGGCGAUGUCGUGGACAAUACUUUAGGGAGAUACGCUGCUGCGACAGAGCCAGGUCCUGCUUUCGGCAUGCAGAUACCUCCCGAGGGCGGACUCAAUGCUGUGCCGGGCCGUACUAUGGGUGACACGACAAGUGUCGUACCGUUUGAAGGCGAUUCCAAGCUGUUUGCACCUGCUGAUAGAGGUGCGCCGGGCUACUUUUACAACGACGCGGAAGCUGAUGAAGGGCGUGGCCCAAGAUCUAGAGGCGAGGUAAGCCCACGUCGACGCUUGGCUUCGUCGCACAAGAGACAAGAGCAAAGUAGCGGAGUAGGCUUUGACAAAUUCGGAGCAGCCAAGCAGGAAAUUGACGAGUUGAUGAUGUCACCAGAAAAACCGCGUCUGUCAACAGCAGCCGCGUCUGGACCCUCUCGCGGCGCUCCAGGCCUUAGCUUUUACCGCGACCCGCCUGGGAUGACCAACGCAGAGAUAAAGGGCACCACCAUGAUUCGUGGCGAGCGCGAACAAGAUGCAACUAUGAAGACAACAGGGACCAACAUGCUAACCUCAGCGAUGCGGAAUUCAACAACUGAGCAACAUCACAGUAAAGAUCCGUUUAGCUGGCGCGAGGCGCAGCCGCCACCUACGCGAGGAGAAAUGAUGAUGGCGAUGGAGGUCGACGAUGAUUUGCAGACACCGCAGAGGCCACCAAGAAAAGUCGCUUUUCAAAGUCCUUUGCGUAGUCAACAAGGCGACGACGGAGAUCGCAGGAGGAAUUCUCAACAUGGAAAAGCCCAUCGAGGAGACCGGAGAACUACUGGAAGGUCCGGAGCAGAGAGUAAUUCUAGAUCAAGACAGCAAGAAGCAGAGAUGACCAGCGGUCAUUCAAAAGAUAACAACGCAGCUGCGAGACAUUCCUCAUCAUCUUCAGCUGCGCGCUUUUACGAAGAUCCUAUCAUGCCAGCGGAGCAGGCAGGUGGCAGCAGUGGCAGCAAAAGCCGAGCUAGCAACAUGCAAGCGGGGCCUCCACAUCUUCAGGGACGAAAUCCUAUUACCGGAGAACUUGUUCGUGACCCCCUUCCAGGACAUCCCCAACGCCUUAUUGGGCCAAAAGAAAGCAAGGGAGCAGGGGGCAUACGACAACCACCAGCAGGAGAACUUUCACAGCAUCCAAACGAUGUUUACGGUGGUCGGGAAUUCACCUUCACACGUGGCGGUGAUGCUCUACGAGGAGACACCGAUUAUUAUGGGCAAAACCCGAAGCGCGCAUCAAUGGAGCAGCCUCCAAGAGGUGGGGGCAACUUCUUUGAGGGUGUACCGAGUGGGCCAACACAUAUGGUAAACCAGGUCCUUCGCGGAGGACCUAGCCUCGGAGGUCGUCCUGGUUUUUCUUCUACCGCUGUCGAUCGAGGUGACUUUCAGUCCAUAGGAGUCGAAGAGCCGAGAGCAAGAGCGCGUGAUGGAGACGACCACCCACCUCGGCAGCUGUCUAUGUCUAUGACAAGAAGUGUCGACUUUGGGGGAACAACCACGCCAACUGCUGGCGCGAAGAAAAACUUACUCACUGCAGCAGCUCGACGAUGCCGCAACAUCGCUAACAAGCAACGUCGCUAAAAGGAGAAGGAGGAGCGGAAGACGAACAUGGACGAGAAGCAAAUCCAAAUGAGGACUUCGACUUGGUUGUUGGUUUUAUUUUUUACCUUUGAAUCAUGAUCAUCACGAGAUUUAAGAUUUUGCACGAAGAAACUACAUGUACAUCUCCAAUAUGCAUGCUCGAACGCAAGUAGGAUCAUUAGAACUCAACGGAACACAUCACCAUGUUUCGUCAACGGCAAAUUUCAGGUAUUCAAAAAGUUCCGAUUCCGUAGCAGACGAUAACGACAGCAACUUGGAUCCUUUGUUGUCUCUGUUCUUGAUGGCAUAAUUGGUGAUCAGGG